Messenger RNA from Emiliania huxleyi CCMP1516, 1620 nucleotides. RefSeq lists its product as hypothetical. The record is from RefSeq and is a predicted model, not a curated record. NCBI's taxonomy places the organism in Eukaryota, Haptophyta, Isochrysidales, Noelaerhabdaceae. Bases 1 to 1620 code for a protein of 539 amino acids. The transcript is spliced from 3 exons.
AUGGCGGCGGCGGAGGGUGAUGAGGCGCCGUUGGAGGCAGCCGAGGCUGCGAAGAAGGCCGAGGAGGAGAGGAUGAUCAGGCUUCUCGAGAAGUGUCACGAGGAGAGGAUCCGGUUCGGCAUCACGGCGGAGAGCCAGGCAGCGGCGUCGGCAGAGGUGGCCGAGGCGGUGCGCUUGGACGCUGCGGCGGACGAGGCGGAAGAGGAGGCGGAGGCGGACAAGGCGGAGGAGGUGGCUGCCGUGGCGGCGCUGGCGGCUGCCGAGGUGGCGAGGGCGGAGGCCAGGGCGGCGCAUGCGGAGGCCAGGGCGGCGCAUGGAGAGGCCAGGGCUGCGUUUGAGAAAAUCAAGGCGUCGCUAGAGGCGGCGGCGGCGGCACUGAGCGGGACCGGGUCGGCGUUGGAGGGGAGCGAGACAGCGCUCGAGGAGGCGGCGGCUGCUGCGGAGGCGAGGGGUGCCGCUGCGGCCGCGUCGAUGGCCAGGGCGGUCGAGGCGGAGAAGAAGCGCGCCAAGGGCAAGAAGGGCAAGAAGAAGAAGAAGGGCGGAGGGGCGGGCGCGGCUGGGCCGUCGCAGGAGACGGAGGAGGGCGCCGAGGCGCCGUUGGAGGCAGCCGAGGCUGCGAAGAAGGCCGAGGAGGAGAGGAUGAUCAGGCUUCUCGAGAAGUGUCACGAGGAGAGGAUCCGGUUCGGCAUCACGGCGGAGAGCCAGGCAGCGGCGUCGGCAGAGGUGGCCGAGGCGGUGCGCUUGGACGCUGCGGCGGACGAGGCGGAAGAGGAGGCGGAGGCGGACAAGGCGGAGGAGGUGGCUGCCGUGGCGGCGCUGGCGGCUGCCGAGGUGGCGAGGGCGGAGGCCAGGGCGGCACAGGCGGACGCCAGGGCAGCGUUGGAGGAGGCCGAGGCGGCGUUGGAGGAGGCCAAGGCGGCGUCGCACAGGGUCGAUUUGGCGUUCGAAGGGAGCGAGACAGCGCUCGAGGAGGCGGCGGCCGCUGCGGAGGCAAGGGGUGCCGCUGCGGCCGCUUCGAUCGCCAGGGCGGUCGAGGCGGAGAAGAAGCGCGCCAAGGGCAAGAAGGGCAAGAAGAAGAAGAAGGGCGGAGGGGCGGGCGCGGCUGGGCCGUCGCAGGAGACGGAGGAGGGCGCCGAGGCGCCGUUGGAGGCAGCCGAGGCUGCGAAGAAGGCCGAGGAGGAGAGGAUGAUCAGGCUUCUCGAGAAGUGUCACGAGGAGAGGAUCCGGUUCGGCAUCACGGCGGAGAGCCAGGCAGCGGCGUCGGCAGAGGUGGCCGAGGCGGUGCGCUUGGACGCUGCGGCGGACGAGGCGGAAGAGGAGGCGGAGGCGGACAAGGCGGAGGAGGUGGCUGCCGUGGCGGCGCUGGCGGCUGCCGAGGUGGCGAGGGCGGAGGCCAGGGCGGCACAGGCGGACGCCAGGGCAGCGUUGGAGGAGGCCGAGGCGGCGUUGGAGGAGGCCAAGGCGGCGUCGCACAGGGUCGAUUUGGCGUUCGAAGGGAGCGAGACAGCGCUCGAGGAGGCGGCGGCCGCUGCGGAGGCAAGGGGUGCCGCUGCGGCCGCUUCGAUCGCCAGGGCGGUUGCAGCCAGGAUGGCGGCGGAUGCGGCCCAGGAGCGCUCGUAG